AUGACCGGAUCAUGGGUAACGAGCCAGGGGUGGCCGAGGACUAGCGGCUCCCGUGGAGUGGAGAUGACGAACAGAAUGAUGUUCUCAUGGUGCAGGGAGCCCACUUGUAACUUUAUUUCCUCGGUACGGUGCGUAAUGAACCCAGUGCCCAUGGGCUCACCGUCUAGCGCGUUGACUCGCAGGGGAGGUUGAAUUGGGAUAAGUUGAACUCCCAAUUCCUCAGCGAGACCCACAUCCAUAAAACUGGCAGCCGCCCCGGAAUCAAUAAGACCUUCCAAUCUGCACACUCUCUCUCCAACAGAUAAGGUAACUGGCACAUACAUUUGUUUAGAUGUGAUGUUGAAAACGUGAGUCUCACUCACCGGUUUGGCAGUUCCGAGGCGAUAUUCUGGGGUACGGUUUGGUCGUACCGGACAUUGCCGAAUGAAAUGACCCGACUGACCACAAUACAGGCAUAGUCCGUCUUGCCGACGUUGUUGUCUCACCGAACCCUGUAGGGGUGACCGUCCCAGUUGCAUAGGUUCCUCCUCCGAUUCUCUCCUCCGCUCUGACGAUUGCGUAGGACCAGUGACCGAGGGCUCCCGGACUGUGGAUACCUUGUGUUGCACUAUCAGAUUAUCAAUAGAGAUGGCGAUGUUGAUAAACUCAUGUAGCGCAGUGAUAUCUCCUCGACAAGCCAACUCAGUCUGUACGUCUUUGCGCAGCCCUCUACGGAAAACGGUGAGCAAAGCAGUCUCGCUCCAUCCGCUACCGGCUGCUAUAGUACGGAACUCUAAAGCGUAGUCGGCUACUGUGCGACGGCCCUGCUGAAGUUCGCAUAGUUGGUCCCCCACACUACGCCCAGAUACUAGGUGGUCGAACACCUCUUGGAACAGUCUUUUGAACUGAACUUCCGCAUUCAACUCGGGGACCUCAGCUGCCCAAAGCGCAGUAGCCCAAUCCAGUGCUCUUCCCGUUAGCAGCGAAAUCAUGAAAUCCACCCUGCUACGGUCAUCGGAAAACAUAGUACGAUUAUACGACAUAUACAGGGACGUCUGGAGUAGAAACCCCUGACAUUUGCCAGGUUCCCCGUCGUACCUUGUCGGUAGAGAAAUCGGAGGUGCAUGACGAGGACUGACCGGGCUCGGGGUGGUGCCUUCAGCCGCACCAGCGUUGAGUAGUUGCAGGAGUUCAUCCAUCCGUUUCUCCUGUAUCUCCCAUUGCCUCUGUAAUUCCGCUGGAUCCAUGGUUCAGGCGAGGUAUUCUGUAAUGAAUACUCGGACAGAGUGGUAAGAUCCAAUCGCAGAAUUGCGAUGCUUUAUUAGAGUACAGACAAGGGAAUAGCUUAAUCGUAGUCGGGCGGCUGUGGUCAAAACCGGGCCAGGCAGAGACAGGCAGAGGUACCAAGGGAGCGGGCGUAGUAGUAGUCGAGGGCACAGGCACAGGGUCAGAGUACGGUAAUCACUGGGAUAGACAAGCAGAGGAUUAAGCAAUACGGGGAGUCAAACAACAAGGCACAGGUCGGAUACACGGGUAAUCAAAAACAACAAUCUCUCUCUCUCUCUCUCUCUCUCUCUCUCUCUCCUCUCUCUCUCUCUCUCUCUCUCUCUCUCUCUCUCUAUCUCUCUCUCCUCUCUCUCUCUCUCUCUCUCUCUCCCUCUCUCUCUCUCCUCUCUCUCUCUCUCUCUCUCUCUCUCCUCUCCUCGGAACAAAACGCUUAGCAAGUCACAAUGGAACAAUACCUCGCACCGACUGAACUUCUGAGCACACCUUAUAUCCUACCCUAAUUAUGGACAGGUGUGCUCAGAACUCAGGUGAACCAGAUCGAGUCUGAUGACUCCCCCUCUCAGUAGAUCGGGGAAGUGUCAGACUCUGUCUAGACCCGGCCAACCCCCGAUCCCUUACACACAUGAUAUCGGUGCAGUAUCAGUACGGACCCAGUUUGACAGCGCAAAAAGGUAGGGUCAUAUCAAAGACAAUACAGUACAAUAUAGAGCUGUGAGGAGGAGGAGCUCCGUGGACCCUUCAUGUCCGGAAGUAAUUUAGCCAUUCAUUGUAGCCAUUGGCGCUCUGUCGAGUUGCUAUUUUUCUCAGGUUCUCUCAUGUCAAUUAACUCGUGAUAUUCCUGGAUUACUUAUUAUACUAAUAAAGUCUUAUUUAAUCAACAAAUAUGAUAGUCAGUUUAAAAAAGGUUAUGGGUACAAGACUGUGUAUAUAUCUGACUGUGUUGGCAAAAUGACUACAAAUCCCAUCGAGCCAAGUGGGGAGAGGUUGCCGUUGUCACAGUUCCAAGACCAGUCAGAAAUGUCCAGCUAGGGGCCUCCCGAGUGCCGCAGCGUUUUAAGGCAAUGCAUUGCAGUGCUAGAGGAAUCACUACAGACCCGGGUUCGAGCCCGGGCUGUAUUACAGCCGUAAUCGGGAGUCCCAUAGGGCGGUGCACAAUUAGCCCAGCGUCGUCCAGGUUAGGUUAGGGGACGGUUUGGCCGGGGGGGGGGCUUUACUUGGCUCAUUGCACUCUAGCGACUCCUUAUGGCGGGCCGGGUGCCUGCAGGUUUCCUCCGACACACUGGCUUCCGGGUUAAGCGGGCUGGUGUUAAGAAGCGCGGUUUGGCCGGUUAUGUUUCGGAGGACGCAUGACUCGACCUUCGCCGCCCGUUGGGGAGUUGCAGCGAUGAGACAAGAUCAAAAUUGUAAAAAGAUCCAGCUAAUCCUACGCCAAUUAGGCCGGUGGAUCUCAAAACUGAACUUGGAUCCGCGUUAAGUAACAAUUAUAUCCUUUUCCACCGUUGUCUUGCGACAUGACAGAUAGCUCGAACCAGUCAUGACUAUUCAACAAAACAAUAAAUCAUAUAAUUUCAAAAGAUAAGGUACAAAUGCUUUAAUUAGAAACAAUGCUAUUAAUGACAAUUUAAAAAGCUUCUAUGAAAAUCUAUAUAAAUCUACAUUUAACAAUAGUUGGACUGAUCCUACAGCCUUCUUAGACUCAACAAUUAUUUAGCAACUAUCAGCAGACAAAGAAUAAUAAAUAUUAGAUAUUUAAAACAUUCACGUGGAGAAACGCACCAGAUAUGGAUGGCUUUCCCAUAUAAUUUAAUUUAAUAUUCUGGGACCAAGUAACGCCCCUAUUUACACAAAUGACAACACACGUCACUCAAUUCCGUGUUUCCUAGUUCCAUGUAUCAAACAAUUAUUUCAGUUAUAUUAAAAACAGGAAAAUCGGGAUUCUCCCGAAGACUACAGACCCAUAAAUGUAAUAAAUUGCAACAAUAAAAUAAAAACAAAGCUCAUAAGCAACAGAAUGGCAAAAUUCUUAGACUUGAUACAUAUUAAUCAAACAGGGUUUAUUAAAAAUAGACAUUUACAAACAAAUACAAGAACAUGUUUCAGUAUAAAACAAUACGCAAAAAAACCAAGAUCUAGAUUUAUCAAUAGUAGAUGUCGAAAAGGCUUUUGACCGUCUUGAAUGGCCUUUUCUAUACAAAACUUUGGAAGCUUUCAACUUUCCAGCUAAAAUAAUACAUUUCAUAAAAAUAUUACAGUAUAUAAAUAUCCUAAAGCAAAAAUAUCAACAAAUAAUACAAGACAUGGAUGUCCUCUCUCCCUCCUCCUGUUUGCACUGGCAAUUGAACCACUUGCAGAAAGAAUUAGACAGGACCCAAACAUAACAAAUAUUAGUGUUGGUAAACAUGAAUAUAAACUAAGCUUAUUUGCAGAUUAUCUCCUGAUUUACCUGACCAAUAUUGAAAACUCAAUACUUAGGAUACUUAACCCAUUACAGUCUAAGCCCCGUCUAAGCUAGGGGAGGGAGUCUACUAAACUAUAUGGAAUUGUUUUAAGAAGGUCGUACCAAUGAUCAUUUAGCUAUUUGAUUUUGAAUUUUAAGACCACUUGAAGUAUAAACAAAUAUAUUAUAAUAAUAUUUGAUUUUAAAAAAUGGCCUUACUGCUAUUAGCCCAUACAAACGCAUUGAAUAACAGAUUUGCUACAUUGAACAACAGAUGUACCGACUUCAGACAGGUCCCAAGCCGCCUGUGGGGGUAGUAGAGCAAAAUGGUGCUUGUGAGAGUCUCAUCAUUCCAUACAGGGAUGUGGAAGUGCUACAUCGGUGGAUGUGGUGGAUUGAGACCAGUGGGGAUUUUAACAUGUAAAUCUUGGUAGGGCAAAAUCUUUUUUUUUUUUAGAUGCAUGCCAGCAAAGCCACUACACAACACAACACAAAACAAUAAAUUAAUUGCACUAUAACGGUGACAAACGGUGACAAACGGUGCCCACAAACUGUUAGGGCCUACAUAAAGCUGUCCCAACAGCAGAGCUUUCUUUUCAGCACCAUUGAGUGAAUCCUUACCACCGCUACACCUGGCUAUCAGCGGAGCCUUGUCUGGCAGCAAAACAGUUAAUUAAGCCUAAUUUACUGCCUUUUUAAAAAACAUAGCUGAUAUGGCUGACUUGCUUACACAAAUGUGGUUUCUACUGACAAUUGAGAUGUACAAACUAUGGCGUAAGGGAACGAUGAGCGGAUAAGAGGCAAUCUGUAAUUUCGAUUAAGACAUUAAUGAGCGAGCUAAGAUGAACGUAGUCAACAUAACUAUUUGUUCAGCACUUUUGAAAAGUGCAGUGACAGAAUUCAGAACAUGGGCUGUUCUUACAGUAUUCUCCCUGUACACCAAGUCAGAACCAUAGGAUAAAUAAAGGGGCAUAUACAGUGGGGGAAAAAAGUAUUUAGUCAGCCACCAAUUGUGCAAGUUCUCCCACUUAAAAAGAUGAGAGAGGCCUGUAAUUUUCAUCAUAGGUAUACGUCAACUAUGACAGACAAAAUGAGAAAAUAAAAUCCAGAAAAUUACAUUGUAGGAUUUUUAAUGAAUUUAUUUGCAAAUUAUGGUGGAAAAUAAGUAUUUGGUCACCUACAAACAAGCAAGAUUUCUGGCUCUCACAGACCUGUAACUUCUUCUUUAAGAGGCUCCUCUGUCCUCCACUCGUUACCUGUAUUAAUGGCACCUGUUUGAACUUGUUAUCAGUAUAAAAGACACCUGUCCACAACCUCAAACAGUCACACUCCAAACUCCACUAUGGCCAAGACCAAAGAGCUGUCAAAGGACACCAGAAACAAAAUUGUAGACCUGCACCAGGCUGGGAAGACUGAAUCUGCAAUAGAUAAGCAGCUUGGUUUGAAGAAAUCAAUGUGGGAGCAAUUAUUAGGAAAUGGAAGACAUACUAGACCACUGAUAAUCUCCUUCGAUCUGGGGCUCCACGCAAGAUCUCACCCCGUGGGGUCAAAAUGAUCACAAGAACGGUGAGCAAAAAUCCCAGAACCACACAGGGGGACCUAGUGAAUGACCUGCAGAGAGCUGGGACCAAAGUAAAAAAUCCUACCAUCAGUAACACACUACGCCGCCAGGGACUCAAAUCCUGCAGUGCCAGACGUGUCCCCCUGCUUAAGCCAGUACAUGUCCAGGCCCGUCUGAAGUUUGCUGAUGAUCCAGAAGAGGAUUGGGAGAAUGUCAUAUGGUCAGAUGAAACCAAAAUAUAACUUUUUGGUAAAAACUCAACUCGUCGUGUUUGGAGGAUAAAGAAUGCUGAGUUGCAUCCAAAGAACACCAUACCUACUGUGAAGCAUGGGGGUGGAAACAUCAUGCUUUGGGGCUGUUUUUCUGCAAAAGGACCAGGACGACUGAUCCGUGUAAAGGAAAGAAUGAAUGGGGCCAUGUAUCGUGAGAUUUUGAGUGAAAACCUCCUUCCAUCAGCAAGGGCAUUGAAGAUGAAACGUGGCUGGGUCUUUCAGCAUGACAAUGAUCCCAAACACACCGCCCGGGCAACGAAGGAGUGGCUUCGUAAGAAGCAUUUCAAGGUCCUGGAGUGGCCUAGCCAGUCUCCAGAUCUCAACCCCAUAGAAAAUCUUUGGAGGGAGUUGAAAGUCCGUGUUGCCCAGCGACAGCCCCAAAACAUCACUGCUCUAGAGGAGAUCUGCAUGGAGGAAUGGGCCAAAAUACCAGCAACAGUGUGUGAAAACCUUGUGAAGACUUACAGAUAACGUUUGACCUGUGUCAUUGCCAACAAAGGGUAUAUAACAAAGUAUUGAGAAACUUUUGUUAUUGACAAAAUACUUAUUUUCCACCAUAAUUUGCAAAUAAAUUCAUUAAAAAUCCUACAAUGUAAUUUUCUGGAUUUUAUUUUCUCAUUUUGUCUGUCAUAGUUGACGUAUACCUAUGAUGAAAAUUACAGGCCUCUCUCAUCUUUUUAAGUGGGAGGACUUGCACAAUUGGUGGCUGACUAAAUACUUUUUUUCGCCACUGUAAGCAGACAAUGAAAGCUCUUACAAGAUUUGAUGAUGACAUUUCUCUAAAACAUGCUACAUGUCACCACCAAGUCAGAACAGUAGGAUAAGUUAUGAGGGGGAAAGGGACCAAAUUAGUAUUACUUUCUUAGCUACAGUAUACAUAUCUCACUGGCAUAUUACAUCAUUUAUGCAGCAGCAUAAAAUACAUUUUUGGACUCACCUUGUUGUGCUGUGCUCACUUGAACAGGAAGGUGGCGCGGCAGUCCGUCUUGUGGGGAAAUUUUGUCAUGAAACUUCGUCUUCAAAAUCUGGCAUUUUCUGGAUUUAUGGUUCUUUCAAGACAACUGGGAAAAAACAAGGUUGAAUCAUGACGUCAGUGAUCUUCAGGUCGGAGCUUUAGAAAGAGGCCCGAGUUCCCGACUUGGAAUUCCAAGUUGGAUAACCGUUCAAAAUGUAUUUUCCAAGUCGGAGCUCGUCUUUUUCCGAGUUCCCAGUUGUUUUGAGCUCACUGAAGUCUGACAUUUCCCAGUUCAGAGUUUCCAGUUGUUUUGAACGCUGCAGUAGUCAUGCUGAAGUCAACCUUUUCUGGCCAAUGGUGUUGAGUGUGAAUGUUUAUCCUUUUAAGCUUGGAAAACCCAGACUUGUAACACACACCCUCUCCACCGAAUAGCAGGCAGAGGAAGCAAAAUCAGGAUUGCUUUACAACGCUUGCAGUUAGCCACCGAUUCCUUCCAAACCACUCAUUGUUGAAUUUGCGAUUUCCAACUUGUUGUGUAAUGUUUAUUUCCAAUGGCCGAUGAGCACCGAUACGUUUUAUCUAUAAUUUCUCUUCAUAUGACAAGGAUUGAAAAGUAUUUGCCAGUAGAUUGUCGACGUUAUUCAUGAUGAUGACUGCUUGUCUAGCUUGCUAGCUAGGAUUGUGAAAGUAUGAUGUUGACAUGAUCAGUCCAAUCAAAGCUACGGUAGAUAUAAUGUGAUUUGACGUCAUUUUAUCUGUGGCCAAUGACCUUGAUCCUUCUUCGAUGGGCACUUCUAAUGUAAAUCUAUAAAGCAGAAAAUAGACCAUGUUUGUUUUUAUUUUGAUACUGCCCCCCCAUGGGAAUCGAACCCACAACCCUGGCAUUGCAAACACCAUGCUCUACCAACUGAGCUACAUCCCUGCAGCCCAUUCCCUCCCAUACCCUGGGCCAAUUGUGGGCCGCCCCAUGGGUCUCCCGGUCACAUCCAGCUGGAUUCGAACCAGGAUCUGUAGUGGCAUAGAUAGCACUGCGAUGCAGUGCCUUAGACCACUGCGCCACUCGGGAGAUAUUAGUUCACCUGUUUCUUUGUGUUCUUGAACGUAGCCCUGUCUUUCAUUUUUGUUCAUUUAUUUUACCUGUAUGAUUAUUAACUCAAUAUAAUAAUUUUUUACAUUGUUUGCAAACUGAUAUGUGACACGUAUUAAUGGCAAAAUAACAGGCUCUGCCCCACCUUCCCUGAAUGAUGGGUCGCCACUGAUUGAGACUCAUCCAAUGCAAUUAACCAGAUGCUGUAGCUCUAGCUUAAACUGACAGAUUUUUAUGGGGAUUUUUUUAUUACGCUAAUUGAUGUUCGCGGGGCGCGGACAUCAACUCUAAGGGUUAAUAAGUGACAUACAACAAACAUAUAAAGAUAAUGUAAUCCCAUUACUCAACAAUGUAAUGAAUACUCAGGGAGAAGAUUCACGCGCAGAGCGCAGCAGGUGUUUAUUACGCCUUCGUAGAAGGCAGGAAUCGUGGUCACAGGCAGGCAAUGGUCAUACACAGGUAGGCAAACAGGCAGGUGAAACAAAACUAGGAUGGAAAGCUAAACUGGUUCUCACAAACGAGCUAGGAAAAUGCUUAGCAGAGUCAAAACGAACAAUACAUCACAAGGCACAAACAGAAAGAACUGAACUAAAUAAGCAGCUGAUGAGACCAGGUGAGUAACUAACACAGGUGAAAUCAAUGAACAAAAAUGAAAGACAGGGCUACGUUCAAGAACACAAAGAAACAGGGCUACGUACAAGAACACAAGGUGAACUAAGAAAACAAAUACAGAACCUUACAAACAAAAUGAAAGCAGAUCUAUUUAAAUGGACAAUCUUCCCAUAAAUCUUACAGGUACAAUAAACUCCUCAGAAUGGCAUGGCUACCAAAGUUUUUAUAUUUAUUCUCGGUAAUACUAAUUACCCAACCGAAGACAUUCUUUAAAAAUAUAUACUCGGCCAUAACAGACUUUAUAUGGGAAAAUAAAACUCAUAGAAUAAAAAGUGAAGUUUUAUAUCUCCCAAAGUGAGUGUGGUUUUGACCUCCCAGGCUUGGAAUUGUAUCAACUUGCCACCCAAGUCGUUUACUUGAGACAUAUUGUUAAAUGUACUAAAGAGGAACAAUGGGUACAUAUUGAAGAUGCGCAUGCUCACCCCCAGAAUCUUUUCAUGUGUCUUUUUUCAAAGGAUAAAGCUAAGCACAUGUCACGACUUCCACAGACUAAUGGGGAUAUGAACCAGGUGUGUGUAAUUGACAAGACAAGACAAAUGGAAUGAUGAUAUAUGGAGCGGCAGUGGCUAGUAAGCCGGUGACGACGAACGCCGAAGCCUGCCCGAACAAGGAGGGGAGGCAGCCUCUGCGUUCGUCGUCACCGGCUUACUAGCCACUGCCGCUCCAUAUAUCAUCAUUCCAUUUGUCUUGUCUUGUCAAUUACACACACCUGGUUCAUAUCCCCUCAUUAGUCUGUGUAUAAGUGUUCCCUCUGCCCCCUUGUCCUUGUGGGUGAUUGUUUUAUGUGAAGAUGAGUGUAGCUCGGUUGAGCUACCCUUACUUUGGAUUGCCGGGGUUAUUUCUCCCCGUGUGCCUGUAUUGUUUUCCAGUGUGCCUGUAUUACGCCCUGUGUUGUUGACGCUAUCCAGCGUAACUGUGUCCUAUGGAAUAAACUCUGUAUUCGGUGAUUUACCCUCCUGCGCCUGACUCCUUCAAAUCACACUCUCACAGCACAUUAACAACUUCAUAGUUAAAAACAUUAUAACAAUAUGGAAGAAAAUGAAACAGAUUCUACAAGAAUCAAUAUCACUCCCAAAAAACUCAACCCUAUGGAACAAUCCUUCGAUAGCUUUUCAGAAUGCACCGAUGAAUUGGUCCAUAUGGAAAACUAAGGCAUAGAAACCGUAAAUGACUUAGUAAAAGAAAUACAUUUAUUUCCAUGACAGAAUUAAAAAGCAAUUUUGGACUGACCAAUAAAGAUAUUUUCAAAUACAUGCAACUUUAAAGUGUUAUAUCACGAAAUUUGGAUUUAAAAUAUUUUGGACAUCAGAGCAAUCUUGAAGGAACCUUGCAGAGAGUCUAUCCAACUGACAACCUCUUAGGAAAACAAUAUUAACUAUUGGAACCAAGACUUAAAAAUAACUGAUAUUGGCACAAGAUGGAGGGAAUGCUGGAACAUUCUAACUAAAUUACAGGGAACGAAAACGUAUGCUCAAUCCAGUAUAAACUAAUGUAUAUAAUUUAUUAUACAAGAGACAAAAUUCACAAAUUCUACAGCACAAGACAGAGUCAUGUCUUAAGUGUAAAACUAACAAUGACUCAAUAAUGGGAAUGCAAUAAAGUCCAAAAGUUAUGGGCGGGGUUAGAUUUAAAAAAUAUUUAUAUUUUAUGCAUAUUUCAAGACAUGUCAUAUGGGGCAGUGAGAUACCCGAUGGGUUGGAAAAUACUCCUCUUGUAAUUGUCUACUUAAAAACUGGAAAUCAACCAUUCCUCCAUCGUUAAGACAAUGGAAAAAUCAUUUGCUUCAUUAUCUGAAUAUUGAAGAGCGUGGAUGACGCAAAGGAACAAAAUGGUGCAAUUUGAGGACAUGUGGCUGAGAGUAGUGCAGGCACUGGAGAUAGGGGAGAGAACAGGUGGGUCUGUGCAGGAGUGAUGUUGUUGAUGUUUGUGUGCAUCUGUAUGUUGCCUUUUGUAUGUGUAUGUUUUGUUUAUACUGUUAGAUAAUAAUAAUAUAUAUAUAUAUAUACAGUACCAGUCAAAGGUUUGGGCACACCUACUCAUUCCAGGGUUUUUCUUUAUCUUUACUAUUUUCUACAUUGUAGAAUAAUAGUGAAGACAUCAAAACUAUGAAAUAACACACAUGGAAUCAUGUAUAAUCAAAAAAGUGUUAAACAAAUCAAAAUAUAUUUUAUAUUUGAGAUUCUUCAAAUAGCCACCCUUGAUGACAGCUUUGCACACUAUUGGCAUUCUCUCAACUAGCUUCACCUGGAAUGCUUUUGCAACUGUCUUGAAGGAGUUCCCACAUAUGCUGAGGACUUGUUGACUGCUUUUCCUUCACUCUGCAGUCCGACUCAUCCCAAAUCAUCUCAAUUGGGUUGAGGUCCGGGGAUUUUGGAGGCCAGGUCAUCUCUGUAGCUCAGCUGGUAGAGCACGGCGCUUGUAAUGCCAAGGUAGUGGGUUCGAACCCCGGGACCACCCAUACACAAAAAAAUGUAUGCACGCAUUACUGUAAGUCGCUUUGGAAAAAACGUCUGCGAAAUGGCAUAUUAUUAUUAUUAUUAUUAUGCAGCACUCCAUCACUCUCCUUCUUGGUCAAAUAACCCUUACACAGCCUGAAGGUGUGUUGGGUCAUUGUCCUGUUGAAAAACAAAUGAUAGUCCCACUAAGCCGAAACCAGAUGGGAUGGCGUAUCGCUGCAGAAUGCUGUUGUAGCCAUGCUGUUUAAGUGUGCCUUGAAUUCUAAAUAAAUCACAGACAGUGUCACCAGCAAAGCACCCCCACAUCAUAACACCUCCUCCUCCAUGCUUUACGGUGGGAAAUACAGUGCCUUGCAAAAGUAUUCAUCCCCCUUGGUGUUUUUCAUAUUUUGUUGCAUUACAACCUGUAAUUUAAAUGGAUUUUUAUUUGGAUUUCAUGUAAUGGACACCCCCUUUGCUAUGAAGCCCCUAAAUAAGAUCUGGUGCAACCAAUUACCUUCAGAAGUCACAUAAUUAGUUAAAUAAAGUCCACCUGUGUGCAAUCUAAGUGUCACAUGAUCUGUCACGUGAUCUAUAUAUAAACCUGUUCUGAAAGGCCCCAGAGUCUGCAACACAACUAAGCAAGUGGCACCACCAAGCAAACAGCACCAUGAAGACCAAUGAGCUCUCCAAACAGGUCAGGGAUAAAGUUGUGGAGAAGCACAGAUCAGGUUGGGUUAUAAAAAAUAUCAGAACCUUUGAACAUCCCACAGAGCACCAUUAAAUCCAUAAUUAUAAAAUGGAAAGAAUAUGGCACCACAACAAACCUGCCAAGAGAGGGCUGCCCACCAAAACUCACGGACCAGGCAAGGAGGGCAUUAAUCAGAGAGGCAACAAAGAGACCAAAGAUAACCCUGAAGGAGCUGCAAAGCUCCACAGCGGAGAUUGGAGUAUCUGUCCAUAGGACACUUUAAGCUGUACGCUCCACAGAGCUGGGCUUCACGGAAGAGUGGCCAGAAAAAAGCCAUUGCUUAAAGAAAAAAAUAAGCAAGAACGUUUGGUGUUUACCAAAAGGCAUGUGGGAGACUCCCCAAACAUAUGGAAGAAGGUACUCUGAUCAGAUGAGAUUAAAAUUGAGCUUUUUGGCCCUGCCGAUGAACACCAUCCCCACAGUGAAGCAUGGUGGUGGCAGCAUCAUGCUGUGGGGAUGUUUUUCAUUGGCAGGGACUGGGAAACUGGUCAGAAUUGAAGGAAUGAUGGAUGGCGCUAAAUACAGGGAAAUUCUUGAGGGAAACCUGUUUCUGUCUUCCAGAGAUUUCAGACUGGGUCGGAGGUUCACCUUCCAGCAGGACAAUGACCCUAAGCAUACUGCUAAAGCAACACUCGAGUGGUUUAGGAGGAAACAUUUAAAUAUCUUGGAAUGGCCUAGUCAAAGCCCAGACCUCAAUCCAAUUGAGAAUCUGUGGUAUGACUUAAAGAUUGCUGUACACCAGCAGAACCCAUCCAACUUGAAGGAGCUGGGAGUUUUGUAAAUUUUUCAAGGCAAAACUGUACAAAAAUACCUGUGGCUAGAUGUGCCAAGCUUAUAGAGACAUACCCCAAGAGGCUUGCAGCUGUAAUUGCUGUAUAAGGUGGCUCUACAAAGUAGUGACUAGUCAGGCCGCUCAAGUUUUCUGUUUUUUAGUGUUAUUUCUUGUUUGUUUCACAAUAAAAAAUAUUUUGCAUCUUCAAAGUGGUAGGCAUGUUGUGUAAAUCAAAUGAUACAAACCCCCCAAAAAUCCAUUUAAAUUCCAGGUUGUAAGGCAACAAAAUAGGAAAAAUGCCAAGGGGGGUGAAUACUUUUGCAAGGCACUGUACAAAUGUGGAGAACAUCCAUUCACCCACACUGCAUCUCACAAAGACACAACAGUUGGAACCAAAAAUCUCAAAUUUGGACUUCGGACCAAAGGACACAUUUCCACCGGUCUACUGUCCAUUGCUCGUGUUUCUUGGCCCAAGCAAGUCUCUUCUUCUUGUUGUUGUCCUUAAGUAGUAGUUUAGUUGCAGCAAUUUGACAAUGAAGGGCCUGAUUCACAAAGUCUACUCCGAAUAGUUGAUGUUGAGAUGUGUCUGUUACUUCAACUCUGUGAAGCAUUUAUUUGGCCUGCAAUUUCUGAGGCUGGUAACUCUAAUGAACUUAUCCUCUGCAGCAGAGGUAACUCUGGGUCUUCCAUUCCUGUGGCAGUCCUCAUGAGAGCCAGUUUCAUCAUAGCGCUUGAUGGUUUUUGCAACUGUACUUGAAGAAACUUUCAAAGUUCUUGAAAUGUUCCAUAUUGACUGACCUUCAUGUCUUAAAGUAAUGAUGGACUGUCGUUUCUCUUUGCUUAUUUGAGAUGCUCUUGCCAUAAUAUGGACUUGGUCUUUUACCAAAUAGGGCUAUUUCUGUAUACCCCCCCUAGCUUGUCACAACACAACUGGUUGGCUCAAAUGCAUUAAGAAGGAAAUAAAUUCCACAAAUGAACUUUUAAGAAGGCACAGCUGUUAAUUGAAAUGCAUUCCAGGUGACUACCUCAUGAAGCUGGUUGACAGAGUGCCAAGAGUGUGCAAAGCUGUCAUCAAGGCAAAGGGUGGCUGUUUUUUGGUUACUACAUGAUUCCAUAUGUGUUAUUUCAUAGUUUUGAUAUCUUCACUAUUAUUCUACAAUGUAGAAAACUGUAAAAAUAAAGAAAAUCCCUUGAAUGAGUAGGUGUUGUAAAACGUUUGACUGGUAGUGUAUAUAUAUAUAUUAUAGAGUAUAUUCAAUUGUAAGGGGUUUCGUGAGCUACAUAUAAGUUAGGUAGUUAGUUACAAAACCUGCAGACCCUGUCAGAUAUUGUAAUUUGCUUUUAAUUAUAAUUUUGCCAUCCACUUCUUGGGGAUUGUGGAGAAGCGCUAUUCUCACUCUAAAGACAUUAAGGUUAGUCAGGAGUCUGGACUAGUUGCUUUUACAAUGCUCAGUAUAUCAUGAUCAUAAUCAUAGACAACUGAUACUUUUACUUCCCCUGUUAUAACAAAUUGAUAACCCACAUAUUGUUACCCAGCUAAUUAUUGGGAUCCAAAAUAACAGUGUCAUGAUCUGACUUGUCUUCCCUGCUUCAGCAGAGCGGCUCCAGUGAGGGGCCUGUGUAUCCCUACCGGUGUGGUAUGAAAUGCUGAAACCCUGUCGUCAGGCAGGUGUUGUGUGGCGGUGGUCCGUGUCAGCGGUCCUGCUUCCUCCAUGGUCCUGAGGAACAUGGCUGGUCUGACCCAAGCCCUACCCCCUCCUUGUACUGCCCUGCUGUGGAGGAUCAUUGACCCCCACUCCAAAGAGCUGCUGGACCGUGGCCUGGUCCUCUGGUUCCCAGGUCAGAGGAGAUCUCACAGAUAUUAUUGGAAAAACACAAUACAUUUUGAUUUGCAUUUAAAAAAGAAUAACAAACAUUUCAUAUUAGCUGUGCUUGAUCUGUACUGAAGAAGGGUGCCUCAUCCAACGCUGCUGUUGUUGUUUUUGUUGUUGUUAUGACUGUUGUUGUGAUUUCUUUUCAGGUCCCUACAGCUUCACAGGGGAAGAGUUCCAUAUUCACAGAGGUCCUGCAGUCAUCACAGUAUUCCUACAGGCCCUAGGUAAGAGACACGUCUAA
Coregonus sp. 'balchen' is the source of this 14323-nucleotide messenger RNA. The record is from the annotation of a GenBank genome assembly. NCBI's taxonomy places the organism in Eukaryota, Metazoa, Chordata, Actinopteri, Salmoniformes, Salmonidae.